UUUUCUAAUAGAUGGCGCUGCCUACCUACGACCCGGCAGUUUUGAAAAGCGGUCAGAACAAGUUCGUUGUAUUUAUUUUCAGUUUGUCAUCAUCAUGGCAAACAUCAGUCUUGAAAUCGACGACUACUUUAUGCAUUUAGAAGAAAAACGACUUAACAGUUUCCAGAACUGGCCAUAUGAAGCAGAACACGAAUGUACAGCUGCAAAGCUGGCUGCUGCCGGCUGGUAUCACAUCCCCACUGACCAGGAGCCGGAUGCUGUACGCUGCUUUGUCUGCCUUAAGGAAUUGGACGGAUGGGAGCCUAAUGAUGAUCCAUGGAUGGAACAUAUGAAGCACUCCCCCCAGUGUCCAUUCCUCAAGCUGCCCAAGACCACUGGCGAGAUGACAGUGGAACAGUUGCUCAACCUCGAGAUAAAGAGAUGGUCGCUCAAAACGCGAAAGAUCUUGGAUGCGAGGAUUGAGGAAUACAAGAUCCAAGCUGAUGCUGUCCGAGAUGCCAUGAAGAAUCUGGUGGAUAACUGACAUAACGCCCCUCUGUGCAGGACAUUAUACUGUACACUUGUUCCUAGGGAAAGACUUGCUCCUCGUGUAUCACAUGCCUGAUUUCAUCCUUCCUCUUGAACCAACCUUUCACCAACGACACGUCAACAUCUUCGUCUCAUGCAUCACACAAACACACCAUCAUCAUUACUCUUGCAUUGUCACAACUACCUGAUGUGGAGAUGGAUCACUCCUGGGUGUGUGCUGUGUGUGACUGACAGGCAGAACACAUGACUGUAUUUAGGAUUCAUGGACUUUGUAGGAACUGCUAUGUGUUGUAUAGCUAGUAAGCCGAUGUAUAUAAUAAAAGUCAACAUACAUGAUAAA
Molecule: messenger RNA, 868 nt
Organism: Haliotis rufescens (red abalone)
Lineage: Eukaryota; Metazoa; Mollusca; Gastropoda; Lepetellida; Haliotidae
Product: baculoviral IAP repeat-containing protein 5.2-like
Exons: 4
Coding region: 95-523 (142 amino acids)
Source: RefSeq, a predicted model, not a curated record